Rubroshorea leprosula is the source of this 525-nucleotide messenger RNA. The record is from the annotation of a GenBank genome assembly. NCBI's taxonomy places the organism in Eukaryota, Viridiplantae, Streptophyta, Magnoliopsida, Malvales, Dipterocarpaceae.
AGGGUAUUUUUGGUGAUGCCUUCGCUUUCCCUUUGGUUAUAAGGGCUUGUGCAUUUCUGGGUAGUUCUUAUGUGGGAAAGAAUAUUCAUAAUCAUGUGUUACAAACUGGAAAUCAGAACUGUGUUCAUGUUGUUAAUGAAUUGCUAGGGAUGUACACAUAGUUGGGCAAAAUGGAUGUUGCACGCCAUCUGUUUGAUAAAAUGUGUGAAAGAAACAAAAUUUCUUGGAAUAUUGUGAUUUCAGGUUUUGCAUUGAAUUAUGAUUGUGAUGGUGCUUUUGAGAUGUUUGAGCGGAUGGAGUUGGAAGGUUUGGAGCUAGAUGAUGUGACAUGGACAUCGUUGUUAUCAAGUCAUGCUCGAUGUGGGCAGAAUCAGGAAGCUUUGAAGUUGUUUAAUUCAAUGAGGAUGGGAGGAAUAAGGGUCAGUGUUGAAGCGCUUGCUGUGAUGUUGUCUGUUUGUGCUGAUUUGGUGGCCUUUAACAAGGGAAAGGCGAUUCGUGUUUAGGUGAUAAAGUGUGGUUUUGAAA